Arvicola amphibius (Eurasian water vole) is the source of this 942-nucleotide messenger RNA. Its product is annotated as olfactory receptor 52H1-like. Lineage: Eukaryota; Metazoa; Chordata; Mammalia; Rodentia; Cricetidae. Gene Ontology annotation, biological process: G protein-coupled receptor signaling pathway. Gene Ontology annotation, molecular function: G protein-coupled receptor activity; olfactory receptor activity. The record is from RefSeq and is a predicted model, not a curated record. Gene Ontology annotation, cellular component: membrane. The transcript has a single exon.
AUGAACAACCUAAGCUGUUACAACCCAACUUCCUUCAUCCUUGUUGGGAUACCCGGGUUGGAAAAGUUCCACAUCUGGAUCGGGAUUCCCUUCUGUGUCAUCUAUGUUGUGGCCAUUGUAGGCAACUUCAUCCUCCUCUACCUGAUUGCUGUGGAGCAGAGCCUCCAUGAGCCCAUGUUUAUACUCCUGUCCAUGCUGGCCAGCACAGACCUCAUCUUGUCCACUACCACAGUACCCAAACUGCUGGGGAACCUCUGGUUUGGCUCCCAAGAGAUAACCUUCUCUGGUUGUCUCACUCAAAUGUUUUUCCUGCACUUCAGCUUUGUAGUAGACUCAGCUAUCCUGUUAGCCAUGGCAUUUGAUCGCUAUGUGGCUAUCUGCUCGCCCUUGAGGUACAACACCAUCCUUACUCCACAGGUCAUUGACAAGAUUAUGGUUAGCAUCAUUGUGAGGAGCUUCUUGGUCAUCCUGCCAGAUGUUUUCCUGCUGAAGCGGUUACCAUUUUGCAAGACACAUAUUAUCCCUCACACAUAUUGAGAGCAUAUAGGUGUUGCCAGGCUUUCCUCUGCAGACAUCUCUAUCAACAUCUGGUAUGGGUUUUCUGUUCCCCUCAUGACUGUCAUCUCCGAUGUCAUCCUGAUUGCUAUAUCCUACAUCUUCAUCCUCAGGGCAGUUUUUCUGCUCUCCUCCGAGGGUGCCCGCCAAAAGGCCCUGAGCACAUGUGGGUCCCAUGUCUGUGUCAUCCUCAUGUUCUAUACACCUGCCUUCUUCUCCAUCCUUGCUCACCGUUUUGGGCACAGUGUCCCUCGUAAUGUUCUCAUCUUAUUUGCCAACCUCUAUGUGGCCGUCCCUCCUGCUCUAAAUCCAGUUGUUUAUGGAGUGAAGACCAAGAAGAUCAAGGACAAAUUCCUUCUUCUCUUCUCUUUGGGAAAGACACAAUGA